AUGGGUAUGGGCGGCCUGGGAUGCGCUCUGGCCCUCGCCAAGAAAGGCUUCCAAGACAUCACCGUCUAUGAGAAUGCUUCAAAUCUGGGUUUUGUGGGCGCUGGAAUCCAGCUGGCCCCAAAUAUGAACCGCAUCCUCGACCGGCUAGGGUGCUGGCAGGAGAUAUACGCAGAAGCCACCAAUGUCAAGGAGACAAGUAUAAGGCAGGGCAGCACAGAUCAGGAACUAGCCCACGUCGAGAUGCCCGAUGUCGAGGACAAGUACGGGUACCCACACUGCACGGGACAUAGGUCGUCCCUUGCCGGUGGCAUGUACAACGGCUGCAAGAAGGAGCCCGCCAUCCGCUUCAGCUUCUCGUCACAGAUCGCCAGCAUCGACUCGUUCGGGCCACGGCCCACGUUCACGGUCCAGCCGCGCGAUGGGGAGGCCUACCAGGUCGAGGCAGAUAUCAUCCUAGCCGCCGACGGCAUCAAGUCCACGACGCGGCGCGCCAUCCUGUCGCACCUGGGUGAGGAGUUUGGCGAGGCAGACACGGGCCAGGCCGCGUACCGGAUUAUGCUGAAGCGCGAGGACAUGCAGCACGACCCGGAGAUGAUGGCCUUACUGGAUAGCGACUGCGUGGUGCGGUGGAUCGGCGAGAAGCGCCACAUUAUCGCCUACCCCGUCGCCAACAAGACCAUCUACAACCUAUCCAGCGCUCAGCCCGACGACAACUUCGCAAAGGGCAUCUCGGCCACCUACACCACCAAGGGCUCCAAGCCCCAGAUGGUCAAAGUCUUCGAGGACUUCUGCCCCCUGGUGCACCGCAUGCUAGACCUGGUGCCUGACGGCGAGGUGUGCGAGUGGAAGCUGCGGCAGCACCGGCCGCUGUCGACGUGGAGCCUGGGGUCAGUGGCGCUGCUGGGCGACGCGUGCCACCCGACGCUGCCGCACCUGUCGCAGGGCGCAGCCAUGGCCAUCGAGGACGGCGCCGUGCUCGCCGAGGUACUGAGCCGCGUGCCGGACACGCGGCCACGCACAAUCAGCCGCGCCCUCAAGGCCUACGAGGUCCUGCGCAAGGACCGCUGCACCACCCUCGUCGACAUGGCCGCCUACUCGGGCCGCCAGCUGCACCUGGGCGAGGGCGCCGCCCGCGAGGAGCGCGACCGCCAGUUCCGCGAACACCGCGACAAGAAGGGCGCCGUCCCGGACAAGUGGGCCAGCCCGGACGUGCAGGCGAUGAUCUACGGCCACGACUGCGUCCGGGACGCGGCCGAGAAGUUUGAUGGGAUUUUUACAGGUUUUGAUACCAACGGGGUCAACGGCGUCAAUGGAGUGAAUGGCACAAAUAGCGCCCUCUGA
Diaporthe amygdali is the source of this 1341-nucleotide messenger RNA. RefSeq names its product fad nadbinding domain-containing protein. NCBI's taxonomy places the organism in Eukaryota, Fungi, Ascomycota, Sordariomycetes, Diaporthales, Diaporthaceae. Bases 1 to 1341 code for a protein of 446 amino acids. Gene Ontology annotation, biological process: secondary metabolite biosynthetic process. The record is from RefSeq and is a predicted model, not a curated record. Gene Ontology annotation, molecular function: FAD binding; monooxygenase activity. The transcript has 3 exons.